UUGUGCAGUCUUACUGUGCCCACGCAUGCAGAGAUCUACUCCUUAUUCUUUGGAUGUAAAGAGGGACAUGGCUAAUAACAGGGUGCACGCUUCGUUACCUGACCCUCCCAGUCAAAGUGAAGAGGAGAACCAAGAAGAGGAGAAAGCUUUCGGACGUAUUUGUGCAGAGCUAGAGUCGGUGGACCUGCCCCUGGGAACCACCUUAAGGUCCAUUUAUGAUGACCAACCCAAUGCCCACAAGCGUUUCAUGGAAAAGCUGGAUGCCCGGAUAAGGAAUCAUGAUCGUGAGAUCGAGAAGAUGUGCAAUUUCCACCACCAAGGCUUUGUGGAUGCCAUCACAGAGCUCCUGAAAGUCCGAGCUGAUGCAGAGAAACUGAUGGGUCAGGUCACAGACACUAAUCGCAGGCUACAAGAUGCUGGGAGGGAGGUGACCACUCAGACAGAAGAGGUGAUUCGCUGUCGGAUCCAGCAGAGGAACAUGACCACCACAGUAGAGAAGCUCCAGCUCUGCAUACCAGUGCUAGAAAUGUACAGUAAACUGAAGGAGCAACUGGAAUCUAAAAGAUAUUAUGCUGCGCUGAAAACCAUGGAGCAGCUGGAGAAGGUCUAUAUUCCCAGGGUCAGUCAGUACAGGUUUUGCCAGAUCAUGGCCGAAAAUCUACCUAGACUGAGAGAAGAGAUCAAGGAGAUCUCCAUGUCAGACCUCAAAGACUUUUUGGAGAGCAUCAGAAAACACUCCGACAAGGUUGGAGAGACUGCCAUGAGACAGGCACAGCAGCACAGGACCUUUCACAGUGCUGUCGCUAAGCAAGCCAGUAUGGGACACUACACAAAGCCUGUGUAUUCCCUCAAUGGACGAACACACACUCACAAUGGCUUGAUGAUGGACGAUGACAUGGGGGAGGAGGAGGAAGCCGAUGAAGAGAUUCUAACCGCUCAUGAUCUGGUGGACUUCUCACCUGUCUACAGAUGUUUACACAUUUACACUGUUUUGGGUGAUCGUGAAACAUUUGAGAACUACUACAGGAAACAAAGGAAAAAACAGGCCAGGCUAGUACUGCAGCCACAGGCUAACAUGCAUGAAACGGUGGAAGGAUACAGGAGAUACUUCAAUCAGAUUGUAGGGUUCUUCGUUGUAGAGGACCACAUCCUUCAUGCCACGAGGGGGCUGGUGACCAGAGCUUUCACUGACGAACUGUGGAACAUGGCCCUUUCCAAGAUCAUCGCCGUGCUCCGGACGCAUUCCUCCUACUGCAAUGAUCCAGACCUGGUGCUGGAGCUGAAGAAUCUCAUAGUCAUCUUCGCUGACACACUACAAGAUUAUGGUUUCCUGGUAAAUCGACUGUUCGACCUGCUUUUUGAGGUCAGAGACCAGUACAAUGAAACCCUAUUGAAGAAGUGGGCUCUGGUGUUCAGGGAGAUCUUUGAGUUGGAUAAUUACAGUCCCAUCCCAGUAGAGACGGAGGAAGAGUAUAAAGUGGUAGUCAGCCGCUUUCCUUUUCAUGAUGCUGAAGUAGAAAAGCAGGACUUCCCUAAGAAGCUGCCGAUGUCCCAGUCUGUCCCUCAGAUCUACACACAGGUCAAAGAAUUCAUUUAUGCCAGCCUCAAGUUUUCAGAGUCACUACACCGCAGUUCAACAGAGAUUGAUGAUAUGUUGCGAAAAUCAACGAACCUCCUUCUUACAAGAACACUCAGCGGCUGCUUGCAAAACCUCAUCAAGAAACCCCACAUUGGUCUGACUGAGCUGGUGCAAAUCAUCAUUAACACGACCCACCUCGAGCAGGCCUGCAGGUAUCUGGAGGAAUUCAUAACAAACAUCACUAACGUCUCCCCUGAAACAGUGCACACCACCAGACUCUAUGGCUUAUCCACAUUCAAGGAUGCUCGACAUGCUGCAGAAGGAGAGAUUUAUACCAAACUCAAUCAGAAGAUUGAUGAGUUUAUCCAACUGGCAGACUAUGAAUGGGGCAUGGCUGAGUCUGAGGGUCGGGCCUCUGGGUACCUCAUGGACCUGAUCAACUUCCUGCGUUCUACUUUCCAGGUCUUCACACACCUCCCGAAUAACAACAAUGACCAUGCGUCGAUGUCGGGUAAAGUGGCCCAGACAGCGUGUAUGUCAGCCUGUAAACAUCUGUCCACAUCACUGAUGCAGAUGCUGCUGGACACGGACCUCAAACAAAUCAGCAUGGGGGCCAUUCAGCAAUUCAACUUGGAUGUCAUUCAGUGUGAAUUAUUUGCCAGCUCAGAGCCGGUACCUGGUUUCCAAGGAGACACACUCCAGUUAGCAUUUAUUGACCUACGACAGCUGCUGGACCUGUUCAUGGUGUGGGACUGGUCAACCUAUUUAGCAGAUUACGGGCAGCCAACGUCCAAAUACCUGCGAGUAAAUCCAGCCACUGCGCUGGCUCUACUGGAGAAAGUCUACCGAGGGAUGAAAGACACCAGUAAGAAGAACAACAUCUUUUCUCAGUUUAGGAAGAACGACAGAGACAAACAGAAGCUGAUAGAGACUGUGGUGAGACAGCUGCGGAGUCUGGUCAACGGCAUGUCCUCCUAAACAGCCACAUACCCACUGUAGUGUACAGAGAGAUAUAUGUGAAUGCAGCAUGUUUUUUACACAUGGAAUGAAGGGGAAAACACACCAUGACAGUGAUACACAGACACACAAAGGGACAUCUAACAUACACACAACUUAGAGGCACAGUGACAAAGUUAGACACAGGGACCUAACUUUGUGCAAGUACUCAUUAUGCCUGACAUAUUACUUUAUGUAAAUAACAAACACGGAAUUUACAGGACUCUUUGUAAAAUGUAAAUUAUUUUAAUGGCUAUGAUAAGACAAACUAUGUUUUUACGUGUGUUAAGAGUGCAGUGAGAUCGCUGCACAGGUACUGGGACAGUGAGGUCAGAGGUCAACGCUUACGCAUGAUGAAACUAAGCUCUUCUGCCCCAAAAGGAAUGAAGUCAGGACCUAAAAGCCUCGAGACAGGUUGAAUAUUAGCAAGCAAAGCAGAAUGUUAAAACAGUGACAGCAGGAGUCCAGAUGUGGAUAUCGUGUUUCACCCUCCAUUACAGUUUCUCUGUCCCAACAGGUAACUCAGUUCUUAGGUUAAGGUGUUGGCUUAAAAUUUAAGGUCUAAAUGAGGCCUCACAUUGAAUCAUAUGUAUCAUUCAGGCCAAAAAUAAACAGUGAUAUAGAAAUAUAAAUAGUUGGACUACACAGAUGUGCCCAGAUGGGAUCAGAUGAAAGACUUUUACCAUUAUUAUGUCCUUUUCUUCCUGCACACUAGUUCAUGCAGACAGUCCUUCCUCUAAAUUUUCCUUUUGGUCCUCAGGGUGACGAAGCUUUAGUUUCCUACAGCCCUCACAACCGUCACAAAGCACAGCAAUAAUGAAUUGGUUCCUCUACAGCUUCCUUGACAGGUGCUGUCCUAAAACCUGCUCCUGUUGAAAACGUUCAACAAGCAUUUUUGCACUGAAACUGAUUAAAGUUGGUUCCUCUUAGAUUAAUUUUUGCCUUUUUAAUAGUUGCUUGUAUAUGCCACUGUACAUAUUGCAUAUUUUGUAAAGAAGAUAUUCCAGCAGUUUGUCUGCUUUAAACCCAACUGGAGGUUCACACUGUGAUAUGCGCCUCCGUUAACAACUAAAUAUUUAAUUAGUACCAUUUUGAAUUUGUUACUUAGUGAACAAAGUUCAGUACAGUGUGAUGAGCUCAGUGACUUAUGUUGGUACCUUCUCUCCACUCAUGUUAUGUUGCUUAACAUGAACCAUUCACAUACCUGCCUACAAGAGAAGUGGAGAGAGGGUAUGAAUUGUUAUCCAAAGGAAUCCUUUCUUUGUCCUCUGUAAGACACCCGACCUGAAAUGUUGGUUUCCUAUAUUUGUUGUUUUUAUUUUGUGUGCUAUAAUAUAAUAAAAAAACUUUAUUCAGA
This is a messenger RNA of Betta splendens (Siamese fighting fish), 3932 nucleotides long. It is a transcript of the gene exoc6, whose product is annotated as exocyst complex component 6. Gene Ontology annotation, cellular component: membrane; exocyst. The transcript is spliced from 25 exons. The record is from RefSeq and is a predicted model, not a curated record. Lineage: Eukaryota; Metazoa; Chordata; Actinopteri; Anabantiformes; Osphronemidae. Bases 26 to 2557 code for a protein of 843 amino acids. Gene Ontology annotation, biological process: Golgi to plasma membrane transport; exocytosis; intracellular protein transport.